CUUCUAUCAGUAUUAACGCGGCCAGCCUAUCGUACACUUCUGUAUUUAUGUAUUGUCAGUGUAAACAUUCAAGCAAAUGUGCAAAAAUUAUAAUGACAAUGUUUUAAUUUAAAUUUAUAUUUUUCUAUAUUAAUAUAUAAAUUUUCUUUUGCAAAUAAUAAACAAAAAAUAUAAGAAAUUUUUUUUUUUCAAUCGUUGAAUGAAUUUAUUGAAUAAAAUAGGAAUUUAUUUUGUGACAAAUAAGGAAAUAACGAAUAUUUUGGAAAAAAAAUGAUUUUUUUGAACUUUCGGUGAUUUGGAAAUAAGAUAAUAAUUAAUUAAAGAGAUAAAAUAUAGAAAAAAAAAGAACUGGAUUAAUGUGAUCUCGUGGAUUUGAAGAAAAUAUAUUGGAUGAUUCUAUAGUGAAACAGUGAAAGAAAAGAAGAAAUUCAAGUAGAUAGAUCUAUCAAAAGAAGAAGAAGAAGAAGAAAAAAAAGAAGUAAAGGACGUCUCGUGACCUCGACGUUAGGGAAUCAAGAUUGUAGCGACCACAGAACCUAUUGAUUGAUGUGAUUCUUAUACCGACAAGUUGUUGCUAAUUUUAAAGUGAGCGCUCAACAGUGCUACCACUUGAGAUAAAGAAAACAGAUGCAAAAAAAAAAAUCAAAAGUGGCGCCAAAGGAUUUUUUUUAAAUUUAAUACGAUAAAUUUCGUAUAAAGAAAAAGGGCCCGUUAAACUUCAACUACAAUUUAUUUAUCAGUCAAUUUAUUAUAAUAAAUUGAAAGUAUAUAUAAAUGAUAAAGUCAAUGAUUAAUCAUUCUCGCGAACAAGUGAAAGUGUUAUCAAUGAUUGUUAGAACAUCUGAAUCGAUUGAGACUAUUUUGUUUCUUUAUAGAGAGAAAAAUCAUCGUGACCACUUGAUUAUGGAUAAUAACGGAAGUAUACGAUUAGUGUAAACCGAAAGAGCUGAAGUAGAACCGUUCGCCGCAUGGGUGCCUGGGUUAGUGAUCGUGUCGUGGUGGAGGAGGAGGUGGUCCUGAGAGUCCAGGAUACGUGGAAGUGGACAACGACAACAAUCCUGGGUACCAUCUGCGAUGGUGGCGGCGGCCAACACGAGACCAGGUCUUCCUUGUCCCUGUUACCGCUUCGUCGUCAAUUUACUCGACAGCUUUAUGAGUGGCCAAUUACACCUUUAUUUAAAUCAAGGACGAAACUAGUCAAUUUUUAAGUUUACAAAUUUUGUGAUUUGUGUGAUAAAAAAAAAAAAUAUAUAUAUAUAAAUAUAUAUAUAAGUAUCAAGAGAAAGAAAACAAAGCCAAAGAGAAAAAUCGAAAUUUCGCGUGUGAAAUAAAUUUUUUUUUUAUUUUUUUUCUCAAAAAAAAAAAAAGAGGAUCACAAUGGCCGAAUGGAAAUUCUUUAAUGGAGAGAAAACAAAUCCAAUAUUGACGGAGGAUAAUGAUGACGAUGAUGAUGAUGAUGAAUCGGUGAAAUUAAAAAAUUCUAUUCAACUUGAACAUUGUGGACAAUUGGAGGAUGGUCAAGAAAAAAUAAUUGAUGAAAAGGAACAAUUUAUUGAAAUUGUAAACGAUCAAUUGGAAUCGGGUUUGAAAAUUCGUAUUGAAGCGCGAGAGGAAUUAAAAAAGGAUUCACCAAAACGACCCGAGAGUCUUUAUAAAGAAGAUUCAUUGAAAAAUGUUUUUGGUAAUACAAUAUUUGGAUCAUCAUCACCACCACGUCUUCUUGUGGCAAAUAAUCUUACUCUUAAUGAAAAGAGUACAGAGAAAUUGGUUAAUGGAAAAUCGCCUAAAGAUGAGAAACAAGUACUUCAUGUUCAAUUUAAUAAGGAUUCGAAAAUAAAAAAUCAGAAUCAAAAAUUAAAUCAAAAGGCGAAUCUUUCGAUAUCAACAUCAAGUUCAAGUAGUUCGGAGGAUAAUUCAAGUUUAGAAAAUUUUUCCGAACCAAGACCACCUGAUGGAGGAUGGGGUUGGGUUAUUGUUAUGGCAUCAUUUAUGGUGAAUUUAAUAGCCGAUGGUAUUACAUUUUCAUUUGGUGUAAUAUUUGUGGAAUUUGUUAAAUAUUUUGGUGAGGGUAAAUCAAAAACAGCUUGGAUUGGCAGUUUGUUUAUGGCAAUGCCAUUACUUUCGGGACCAAUUGCAAGUUUUUUAACUGAUCGUUAUGGUUGUCGUAAAGUUUCAAUAGUUGGUAGUAUAUUGGCAACAACUGGCUUUGUCAUUAGUUCAUUUGCCAAUUCAAUGUGGAUUAUUAUUUUAACAUUUGGCAUUAUUUCUGGUUUUGGAUUGUCAUUAUGUUUUGUUGCCGCCGUUGUUAUUGUUGCUUAUUAUUUUGAUAAAAAACGAUCAUUUGCCACUGGAUUAUCAGUUUGUGGAAGUGGAAUUGGAACUUUUAUAUUUGCACCAGUAACACAGUAUCUACUCGCUGAAUAUGGAUGGCGUGGUACGACAUUAAUUCUUGCGGGAUUAUUUUUAAAUCUCGCUGUAUGCGGUUGUUUAAUGAGAGAUUUAGAAUGGACGACAACAAGAGCAAAGGCAAAAACUGAGGAGAGACGGAAAAAUCGUGAGAAAAAAAGAACAAAAAUACAAAGUUCAAGUGCCGAUUCAUUUUCGGCGAGUAGUUCAGCGAAUACAACAACACAAACACCGCAUGGUGAUGCAAAACGUGGUUUUGCAUCGGCAAAUGCAAUGAUUAUUGAAAAUUUACGUGUUCAAGACGAUGAGGAUGGGGGUAAAUUAUUUUCGAGUUUAGUGAAUUUACCAACAUUUGUGAAAAAUGGGGAAAAAGUGCCACUGGAGGUACUUGAAUUAUUGAGUACGAGAAAAAAUGUUUAUAAUGUUUUAUUACAAAAUUAUCCAAGUCUAUUGAUAUCAUCGAGAAGUUUCAGUGAUUCAGGAGCGUUACACGAUCAAUUGACUAUUCCUUCGGCGAGAUUUGUACAUCCAUUGGUUGAUCUCAAUAAGGAGAAAAAUGGUGAUGAUGAGAAAAAUUAUCGACAAAAUAGUGAUGCAGCAUAUUUAUGGUGGUUGAAAAAAAUUAACAACGAGAGUCCAUUAAGACGUUCAAAUAGUUUACAACAUCAGAAGAGAGUACCAACUGCUUAUUUAAAGGAUAUACGAGUGCAUAGACAUAGUUUAACGUAUAGAGGAGCUAUGCUUAAUAUCAAUAGAUAUCGAUUAAGGGCAUCGAGUUGUCCUGAUAUUUAUCGUAAUUCAAUGACAACAAUUGCUAAAACAAAAAUUGUUUGGUACGCUGGUCUUUGGGAAUUUUGGGAUUUGCUUGUUGAUAUGUUGGAUUUUUCACAUUUUAGUGAUUCAAGAUUUUUGCUAUUUUCCAUCAGCAAUUUUCUAUUGCAUUUCUGGUACGAUGUGCCUUAUGUAUAUCUCACCGAUAAUGCCAUUGAAAUGGGCUUCAGUGAAAAACAGGCGUCCAUUCUUAUCUCAGUUAUUGGCAUCACUAAUAUGGUUGGAGAGAUUUUCCUUGGCUGGGCUGGUGAUCGAGCAUGGGUGAAUGCCUCAAUGGUGUAUGCGAUCUGCAUGUUUCUAUGCGGUACUGUAACGGCGAUGAUUCCCUUAGCGGUCAACAACUAUUCUGCACUAUGUGCAAUUUCCGGUGCCUUUGGACUUUUCAUCGCUGCAAACUACAGUCUCACUAGUAUUAUUCUCGUUGAAGCCAUCACCCUGGAGAGAUUCACUAAUGCUUACGGUCUUCUCUUACUUGUUCAGGGCAUCGGAAAUCUCAUGGGACCUCCACUUGCUGGCUGGCUGUAUGACAUCACAGGAUCUUACGAUUGGUCCUUUUAUUUGGCAGGAUUUUUCAUAGCUCUCAGUGGAACAAUGCUAAUGGUUAUGCCACUGUUAGAUAUGUUUCGCAGAUGCAGCUGUACAAAACGAAAAAAUAAAACAGGACAAUUUUCCGAUAUCAACAGUGUUUGAAAUAUAAUAUAAAUAAUAAGGAAUGAUUCUAAGAAUUGAAAGAUAUAUAUAAGCGACAACCAAUAUAUAUAUAUAUAACACUUCCAAGCAGGAAUUGCGAAGCGUCUUGUGUAUUUCAAGGACGAUUGAAAAUCGUCUUAGCAAUAUUAAUAUUUUUUUUCAUUUCUUUUUUCUAUAAACAUCGAGUCCAUAAUUUUGUCAAAAUGGAAUUUCUUCCUUAGACAAAAAAAGUUAGUUAAUAAGUAAAAAAAAAAACCGACGAUAAUAAUUACACAAUUUUUUAAUACUUCGCUAUAUAUAAUAUAAAUAUAAAAACGUCGGGAUAUUCUUUUUUAUAGUGAGAAACAAAAAUAUAGCACACCUGUAGGUUGCUAAAACGACCUUUUUCAAACGUUUGCCUGCCUCGAAAUUCCUUUUGUAAAAAAAACCAAAAUGAAGGGACAAUUUUUCGUCUCAUGACGAAAAUAUUUGCGACAACGUAAUUUAUUAUCACUUCGAGUGUGAAAUUCGAACUUUGCGAUAUAGAAAUAUGCAAAAAAUUAGAACGAGAAGCUUUCUGUAGUUUCAAUAUUGAGUGACUCGAUUUUUUUUUUCAUAUUCUAUUGUCACAAUAAUGUUCGUGGAAAUUAAGAUUAUUAUAAUGAAAAUAAUAAUAAUGAUACAGAUUUUUCGAGUCACUUUCAAAUAUAUAAUAACGAGUUCCGAAUCUCAGGAUGUUUUUCGUUACCACAAAUUUAUAUUAGAGUGGUGGCAUCCUCGAAGUUUAUAAAGUAUUCUCUUAGGUUUUUUGCUGUUAAAUUUUUUCCUCGUUGUGCUUUAUGAGAAAAUUUGAAAAACUAUUUAAAAAAAAGACAAUAGAAUCAGAGUAUUUAAAAUAACUUUAAUAACAAUUUCCAAUUUUAACAAGCCUUUGGGCUUCAUAUAUUAAUACUAUUUUAAAAAAUCAAUUUUUUCCUUCAUGAAACUGAAACUAGCGAUUUUUUUAAAUUUUAAUUUAAAUUCAACAAUUUUUAAACUAAUUUUUAUUUUGGAUUUUAAGAUUUUGUAUAAUUUUAAUCCAAUUAUUGAUUUACAAUUUUAAAUUAAUGGCAGCUAGUUUUAGUUUCAUUUUUUUUUCUAUUUUCUCUUUAAAUAACUUUUAUAAGUCCUUUUUAUAUUACAAAGAUUUGCAUUAAUUUUCCUUGUCACUUAUGUCGAUUAAACUUCGAAAUCGAGUCUGUUGAUUAAAUACAAAAAUUUAAACAUUAUUAAAAUAUAUAAGAAUUGUUUUAAAACCAUUGGAAGAAAAUAAUGACAGACUCGAUGACACUAAUAUAAUUACAAGACACUUGCAAAUAUAUUUGAAACGUUAUAAAAAUAAAACAAACAAAAAAUUGUGUGUACAUAGGAGUUCUUGUAUGCAUAGCUUUUCUGUGAUGAUACGAAACUACAUCAAUUUUAUCCAUUUUUGCCGAUAGAAUUUUAAACCAUUCAAUCUAAAUAGCUGCAGAAUGAUAUAUUUAAUUUAAUUAAAUUUUCAAAUUCAAAUUAUGUUUUUUGAAUCAGAAAAUCUUGAUUAAAAUAUUUUUAUAAGGAAAUUUCUUAAUUUUUAAUUUAUUGUCAUUAAUUUUAUUUUUUAAUAAAAAUUCAUCUUGCAGCGAAUUUAGAAAAUUGAGUGAUGAGCGGCCUUGAAGGCAUCUAUAUAAAAUAUAAAAAAAAGGAAUAUUUUAUUAAAAAAAAAUAGUAACUCGAAAUUUUUCGGGUAUACGAGUUUAAUAUAUUAAAAUAGCGAAAGCGAUUAUGAAUUUUGAGAAAAGUGAACGAGAAAAAAAAAUGGCACAUUAUAAAUAUAUAUAAAUAAAAUGGCCAUUGGAAUGUGACAAAAAAAAGGAGUUUAUUAUCUCUAGGAUAAUUAGAUUUCCUUAUAAAAUUAAAAAUGAGUAAUCAGAGUCGUUCACAAUUUUCUCUUAAGUUUUUUGUAAAUAUAGAGAAUUAAAAUAUUUAUAUAUAAAGUUUAUAAUACUAAUUUUUUUUUUUGUUUUUAUAUAAAACAAUUUUUUCGCCUGAGAAUUGUGAUAUAAUUAUAUCGUAAAAUUGCUUGAAUAUGAAUCACAAUAAAAAAGAAUUAUCACAAUUGUUGUAAUUCAUAUUCAUUCUUACUGUAUAUAUAUAUAUGGGAAUUGAAAAUAAUUUCUUUAUGAAUUGCAUUUUGAUUUAUAAAUAUUAUUUUUAGAAUUUUUCAUUUAGUAAAAAAAAAAAAAAACAAAACGACUCUGAAAAAUGUAAUUCCCAAAUUAUUUACACCUCUGCAGUGCCUGCGAGUUUAUGUGUGAAUUAUUUUCGCACUAAUAGUGCAGGCGCGACGUCUCACUAGACUACGAUUUAAAAAAAAAAGAAGGACGUGCGUACCUUUGUUUUAAGACUUCUUUUUAGAUAAAAACUUAGAAAAAAAAUCCAUUUUCGAAUUAUAUACAUUACAAUACAUAGACAUGCCCAUACAUUCGUAUUACAUAAAUCUUAUAAAUAUGUAUAAUACAAAAAAAAAGCAAACAAAUAUAUUAUAUGAAAAAUCCUAUUUCAAUUAAAAUAAAAUCGAGAAGAGUAA
Molecule: messenger RNA, 6511 nt
Organism: Leptopilina boulardi
Lineage: Eukaryota; Metazoa; Arthropoda; Insecta; Hymenoptera; Figitidae
Exons: 4
Coding region: 1378-3927 (849 amino acids)
Biological process (GO): transmembrane transport; monocarboxylic acid transport
Molecular function (GO): monocarboxylic acid transmembrane transporter activity
Source: RefSeq, a predicted model, not a curated record